AUGACCGAGGAGGCAUGCCGGACCCGAGGCCAGAAGCGGGCACCUGAGCGGGACCCAGCUGAGGAUGAUGCCGACAGCAAGAGAGUGAAGAUGGACAGAGGGCUGGUCACCUCGGACUUGAUGACAGGGGCUGACACGACAGUGCGGGCUGAGCCAGGCACAGUCCUAGGCCCAGGGCUGCCCAAAGCAGGCGAGAUGGGGAGAGCAGGUGAAGGGCAGGCAGCUGAUGGGCCCGUGGACAUGCGUACCUCGCAGAGUGAUAUGAAGGUGGAGAGGAGAGCCCCCUCACCAGAUGUGAUUGUGCUCUCAGACAGUGAGCAGCCCACCAGCCCACGGGUGAAUGGGCUAACAAGGAUGGCACUGAUGGAGACGAGCACAGAGGUCCUCAUGAAAAGUAGUCCUGAAGAACGGGAACGGAUGAUCAAGCAACUAAAAGAAGAGUUAAGAUUAGAAGAAGCAAAACUCGUCUUAUUAAAAAAGUUGCGGCAGAGUCAGAUCCAGAAGGAAACCACUGCCCAGAAGCCCACUGGCUCCUCCUCAAGCUCUGUCACUACCCCUCCCCCGCUUGUGCGGGGCACUCAGAACAUUCCUACUGGCAAGCCGUCAUUACAGGCCUCAUCAGCCCGCAUGCCUGGCAGUGUCAUCCCGCCACCCCUGGUCCGUGGUGGGCAGCAGGUGUCCACGAAGCCAGGGCCACAGCCCAACACCCAGGUCGUCAUGCCCCCACUCGUCCGUGGGGCCCAGCAAAUCCACAAUAUCCGACAGCAUUCUGGGACAGGGCCACCCCCACUGCUCCUGGCCCCCCGGGCAUCCGUGCCGAGCGUGCAAAUCCAGGGGCAGCGGAUCAUCCAGCAGGGUCUGAUCCGCGUUGCCAACGUACCCAGUGCUGGUCUGCUCGUCAACAUCCCCCAGGCCUCUCCAGCAUCACUGAAAGGGACGACAGCCACCUCUGCCCAGGCAAGCACCACCACCACAGGUGCCACGGCUGCGGCUGCUCCUGGUGAUUCCCCGGCCAGCCGACAGGCAGCUGCCAAGCUUGCGCUACGCAAACAACUGGAGAAGACGCUGCUGGAAAUCCCCCCACCCAAGCCCCCUGCCCCUGAGAUGAGUUUCCUGCCCAGUGCUGCCAACAAUGAGUUCAUCUACCUGGUGGGCCUGGAGGAAGUGGUACAGAACCUACUGGAGACGCAAGCAGGCAAGGUGUCAGCUGCCACAGCACUGUUGUCCCGCGAGCCCUACAUGUGUGCACAGUGCAAGACGGACUUCACGUGCCGUUGGCGUGAGGAGAAGAGUGGAGCCAUCAUGUGUGAGACCUGUAUGACCUCCAGCCAGAAGCGGGCACUCAAGGUGGAGCACACGAGCCGGCUGAAAGCUGCCUUUGUGAAGGCGCUGCAGCAGGAGCAGGAGAUGGAGCAGCGGCUGCUGCAGCAGGGCAGCCCCACACAGGCUAAGGCAGAGCCUACCACUGCGCCACACCCUGCGCUCAAGCAGGUCAUUAAGCCCCGGCGUAAGGCGGCGUUCCGCUCAGGAGAGGCCCGCAACUGGACUAAUGGGGCCGAGCUACAGGCCUCCAGCCAGCUGUCCCGGGGCCCCACCGCGACAUCCCGCAGUGUCCUGCAUACCUUCAGCCAGUCGCCCAAACUGCAGAAUGCAGCUGUGGCCCUCGCAACUAGGACCAGCAAGCAUUCCGAGAGGGCUGUGGGUGCUGGCAAGGGCAGUGCCACCCCUGGCUGGAAGAAGGCAACCCUGAGCGCAGGCGGGGCUCUUGCCUUUGUCAGCCCAGGCCUGGCGGUGCAUAAGGCAUCCUCAGCUGUCGACCGCCAGCGCGAGUACCUCCUGGACAUGAUCCCACCACGUUCCAUUCCCCAGUCGGCCACGUGGAAAUAG
Molecule: messenger RNA, 1887 nt
Organism: Orycteropus afer afer
Lineage: Eukaryota; Metazoa; Chordata; Mammalia; Tubulidentata; Orycteropodidae
Gene: GATAD2A
Product: GATA zinc finger domain containing 2A
Exons: 11
Coding region: 1-1887 (628 amino acids)
Biological process (GO): negative regulation of transcription by RNA polymerase II
Cellular component (GO): NuRD complex
Molecular function (GO): sequence-specific DNA binding
Source: RefSeq, a predicted model, not a curated record